Hevea brasiliensis (rubber tree) is the source of this 819-nucleotide messenger RNA. RefSeq lists its product as uncharacterized. Lineage: Eukaryota; Viridiplantae; Streptophyta; Magnoliopsida; Malpighiales; Euphorbiaceae. The record is from RefSeq and is a predicted model, not a curated record. The transcript is spliced from 2 exons. Bases 1 to 819 code for a protein of 272 amino acids.
AUGACCAGAACAAGGCCAGAGGAAGAAAUCGUUGAUUUGGAUCCAGAGAGAGAUAGAACCCUAAGAAUUAUCAAGAGAGAAAGGAAGCAUGAAGGAAAUGAUCAAAGAGAUCCAGAAAUUCCAAAUAUGGCCGACAAUAACAACAACAGGCCGAGACUCUUGAAGGACUAUGGAGCUCCCUCUAUACAAGGAUUCCAACCUAGUGUUACAAGACCCACAGCGGAGGAGAAAAAGGAAGAAGCUAAGCAGAAGCAAGAGGAGGAAGCAAGGAAGAAAAAGAAGCCACCAGAACCAUAUCAGCCUCCUCUACCCUUCCCUCAGAGAUUCUUGGAAGCCAGAUUGGAUAAGCAGUUUGGAAAGUUUCUAGAAGUCUUACAGAAACUUUAUAUAAACAUUCCUUUUAUAGAAGCACUCUCUCAAAUGCCAUCCUAUGCCAAGUUCCUCAAAGACAUUUUAUCAAAGAAGAGAAGGCUGGAGGACUAUAAGACUGUCGCUCUUACGGAGGAAUGCAAUGCCAUAUUACAGAAUAAGCUGCCACUAAAGCUCAAGGAUCCAGGAAGCUUCUCCAUACUUUACCUUAUCGGUAACAUGAAUAUUGACAAAGCCCUCUGUGAUCUAGGUGUAAGUGUGAGUGUGAUGCCUUUGUCAAUAUGUAACAAGCUUGAUGUGGGGGAACUUAAGCCUACAACAAUUUCAUUACAACUGGUUGAUCGAUUUGUGAAAUACCCUGUGGGCAUUCUAGAAAACAUCCCUAUCAAGGUGGGAAAAUUCUUUAUCCCAGUUGAUUUUGUUGUAUGGGAAAUGGAGGAGGACGUUUAG